AUGGUUAUUGGUGAUCCAUAUACUGGUUAUAUCCGUGAUAUAAUCAGAGAAAGAUAUUCUUUAUUACCUUUAUGGUAUACUCUAUUCUACGAAGCUAGUACCACUGGAAUGCCAAUAAUAAGACCUAUGUUUGUAGUCUAUCCUGAUGACGAAAAAGUUUAUGAAAUGGACGAUCAAUUCUUUGUUGGAAAUUCGUUGCUUGUUAAACCUAUUGUAGAGGAAGGUCAAACAUCUACUGAAGUUUAUUUUUCAGGAAAUGAGAUUCCUGUCUUUUUACGCGGUGGGUCCAUUAUUACAAAGCGGCAGAAAAUUCGUGGUUCUUCAUCAGAUAUGCAUUUAGAUCCUUUUACAUUGGUGAUUGCAUUAAACGAAAAUCGAAACAAUUGGCUCGAUGAUGGUGAAACAUAUGAUUAUGAGAAAGGGUAUUUUGUUUAUCGUCAAUUUACAUUCUCUGCCGGAAAAUUGGCAUCUAAAUCAUUGUCAUCGUUAGAUAAUGAUAAAAAUUUAUAUGCCCAGUCAAUCAAAUCAUCCAGGGCGACCACCAAAAACGCCGUAGAUCAUCGUGGCGCAGCUGCAGUAUCUAUGUCGAUCGUGGCGCAGCAGCA
Racocetra persica is the source of this 605-nucleotide messenger RNA. NCBI's taxonomy places the organism in Eukaryota, Fungi, Glomeromycota, Glomeromycetes, Diversisporales, Gigasporaceae. The record is from the annotation of a GenBank genome assembly.